Molecule: messenger RNA, 4217 nt
Organism: Eupeodes corollae
Lineage: Eukaryota; Metazoa; Arthropoda; Insecta; Diptera; Syrphidae
Product: putative autophagy-related protein 11
Exons: 4
Coding region: 118-3375 (1085 amino acids)
Source: RefSeq, a predicted model, not a curated record
AGUUUUAUUUUUGUUUGUCGUCUUAAAAAUUUCAUGUAUUUUUUGUCUGUCCAACGUCUCUCUUCUUUUAUUUUUUAAAAAUAGUUAAAAUAAACAACAAAAACAACACUUAUGUAAAUGGCAUUUUCGACACAAAGGGCUUUUCAACAUGUUCCAUUUUCAAACGAAUACCCUCAUCCAAUAUGUCUGCCAAUGCAAGGAAUUAAGAUCCAAACCUUCGGAAGUGCUCGAGAUGAGCGAGCAUGGUCAAUAAAUGACAACAAGAAAACCCAAUAUUUAAUUGAUUUGGUUUCGUGUAGAAUAUAUGUGGAUGAUGAUGCUGAAGAUGGAGUUGAAGAAAAUCAAGAAAAAAACCGAACUUAUCGAAGCAUAAAGGAUCCUGUGGCACAAAUUUUUCCCAAAGACAACAGCAAAAAAGUGGAUGAAUUGGUUGAUGCUGUCAGGGCAGAGAAAGAUGAUCUCCAAUUACGUCUCAAUGAAUCGCAAGAGAAACUUAAAGUUCUCGAACAACAAAAUAAAGCCUUGUCUGCUGCAAUUAGUCCGAGUAGAACUGACGGACCCCCACCUAAUGAAUUAUUUGACCAAAUGAGAAGAAAAAUCAAUCAACUUCGUAAAUUAUCAAAAAUUGACAAAAAUGACGAAAAUGAAUUAUUACAAAUGCUAGACGGAUUAAGCAAAACCAAAAAGGCAGAUGAAGGAACAAAUAAAGAUAAACUUAAAGGUUUGGAGAAAAGAAAUCAAAAUGCGGAUCAGAAUCAAAAAAUUCUCAAAGAUUCUGAGAGUUUUGAAUCAAUUAAAGCUGAACGUAAUGCCCUUAGAGAAAAGUGCGAAAGUUUUGCAUCGGUUGAGGGAAAAAUUAUCGAAUGGAAAAAUGAUGCUGAGAAACUUAAACACUUCAAGAAAAAGGCAUGUAUUGCACUUCAGCAGAAAGAUGAACGACUUCGAGAAUAUUGCGAAAGAAUUGAAGAACUUGAGUAUGAAUUCAGAGAAAACAUUAAAUGUUUCAAGAUAAAAGAACAGGAACGGGAGCAAGUUUGUGCAUUGUAUAAUUCUUUGAAAGAGGAAAACCAGGUGCUAAAGGAAGAACUUUGCAGAUGCAACAGCAAUUUGAAAGGAAUUACAACACUUCAAAAUCAAAUUCAAUUACUAUCAAGAGAAUUGUGUGAUAAAAAUUGUGUAAUCGAACAUUACGACAUACAAUUCCAAGAAUUAUUGGGUGUGAUUGAAGGGUUGCAAUCAAAAGUUUCAAAUGCAGAUAAUCGCAGCGUACACGACUCCGUCAGCCAGACUCAAAACACUGAAAACAUAGAAGAAUUGGCUGCUACUACAAGGGCAACUCUUGACCAGAUUUCUAAAGAACUCGAACAGCGACAAGAACUAGAAUCUGAAUUGGCUCAGAGUAUAGCCAAUUUAGAAACAGUUCGCCGCGAAAGCGAAGAGAAAGAAAAAGAAAUGGUUGCCAAACUUAAUGAAAAAGAGAUGGAAAAUCAAAAGCUUUUAGAAAACCUGCAAAGGACAAAUGCAACAGUUAAAGAAAGCUUAGAGCAACUUAACAUUGAAGUAAAGUCUGAUGAAGAUUGUCUUGCUGAAGUAGCUCGCCUUAACGAAUUUAUAACUAAAUUAAGAUCUGAGCAUGCAAAUGAAAUUCAAAUCUUAAAGAAUAAGUCGAAUGAUCUUCAACGUGAUUUUGAUCUGGAAAAGUCAAAACUCUCAGACUCAGAGAAGUUCAGUGGUGAAGCAACGAAGGAUUUAAUGGCAGAACUAACUGCUGCACAGGAUGAAAACCGACAGCUAAAAAAACAAAACAAAGAUUUGAAUGAUGCUCUGAAAGAAUGUGAGAAUAAGGUGAAAGCUCAAAAAGAAGAAAUAAAAAAAUUGGACCAAAGAACAACGGAGUUAUUGACUGUCUCUGAAGCAAGCCUCAAGGAAGUCGGAAAGUUAGUAAAUGAUAUCAGUAAUGUCCAGGACCGGAAUGAAAACCUCAAGACGGUACUGAACGCUGUUGACUAUUCAGAUAAAUGCAAACAAGAAAUAGAGAAUCUUAAGAAGUUAUUAGACGAUGAGAAAAUAAAGAAUAAGAAUUUGACAGAGGAUAAAAUGGCCUUAGUAAGGGAUCUAGACCAAGCCAAGGAAACGAUCAACACACAAAAACAGAAACUCAUAGACAAUGAAAAUACAAUUCUAAAAAUAAAAUCCGAACAAAUAAAGGAACAAGAUCAGGUUCCCCAAAAAACUGUGAAGCUCAAUAAUGAAGAGAAAAAGGCCUUACAUAAAGAUCCCGUCCAAGUCAAUAAAAAUACACCGACAACUUCUUCUGAUGAAAAAACAGUCAGGACUACACCCAAAGCAUCAGAUGAUCAGGGAAUUUCUUCUAAAGAUAAAACAUUCAAGACUACACCCAAAGCAUCAGAUGAUCAGGGAAUUUCUUCUGAAGAUAAAACAUUCAGGAAUACACCCAAAGCAUCAGAUGAUCAGGGAAUUUCUUCUGAAGAUAAAACAUUGAGGACUACACCCAAAGCAUCAGAUGAUCAGAGGACAGAUUCGCGACGGGUACGUCGAUCUGCCUCCAAAGCAUCAAAUGAACAGAGGACAGAUUCGCAACAGAAACGUCGAUCCACCUCCAAAGCAUCAAUUGAACAGAGGACAGAUUCGCAACAGAAACGUCGAUCCAUCUCCAAAGCAUCAAUUGAACAGAGGACAGAUUCGCAACAGAAACGUCGAUCUGCCUCCAAAGCAUCAAAUGAACAGAGGAGAGAUCCGCAACAGAAACUUCGAUCUACCUCCAAAGCAUCAAUUGAACAGAGGAGAGAUCCGCAACAGAAACUUCGAUCUACCUCAAAACCAUCUGAUACUUCGGUGGCACAACUCGGAUCAUCAAGAGACAAAAAAAGUUCAACAAAAUUAACACAGUUACAAAAACUCCACGAGGCUACACGCAACGCUGAACGUCAAUUCUAUGAAAAAGAAAUAGAAGGACAUCGAAUGUCGAAUGAACUUCUAAAAAAAUCACUUACAAAACUUACCUCAAAAGUUAAAAAUAGUUCAGCUGCAGAAUUUGAAAAAGAAAUGCGCUUGGUUUUGGAUAAUUUCGUUAUUGAAAUAAGCAAAUGGCGUUCUGAGAAAAAUUUCAAAAAACUUUCAAAACUUCAAGAAAUCUGCAAGAGGAUUUUGGAAUAUGGAAUCCAUUGUUUAUCAUACAAGGAGCUUGUGUAUUUGCAUCAAAGAAUGUCUGAAGCCGCCUUAAGGCUUAAACCGAAUUGUCUGUCUUCAACAACAACAACAACAACAACAACUACUUCAACAAAUUCUUCAAAGGAGCUUAUGUGUUGCAAACGUGCUGAGAAAGUCUGUGAUAUUCCAAGCAUUUCAAAAUAAAAUAAAAUGUUUGAUUAAUAUUAUCAAUACAAAAAAUAGAAUUACACUCGUAUUUAUAAACGCUGCGUACAGGUUGCUUAAAGUUAAAAUUCCAAAAAGUUGAAAUGAAAAUACACUUCUAAAAAUAAAAUCCGACCAAAAAAAGAAAACAAAAACCGAUUUCCCGAAAAUCUCUGAAACUCAAUAAUAAAGAGAAAAAGGCCUUACAUAAAGAUCCCGUCCAAGUCAAUAAAAAUACACCGAGAACUUCUUCUGAUGAUAAAACAUUCAGGACUACACCCAAAGCAUCAGAUGAUCAGAGGACAGAUUCGCAACAGAAACGUCGAUCUUCCUAAAAACCAUUUGAUACUUUGGUGGUACAACCCGGAUCAUCAAGAAACAACUCAGUUACAAAAACUCCACGAGGCUACACGCAACGCUGAACGUCAAUUCUGUGAAAAAGAAAUAGAAGGACAUCGAAUGUCGAAUGAACUUCUAAAAAAAUCACUUACAAAACUUACCUCAAAAGUUCAAAAUAUUUCAGCUGCGGGAUUUGAAAAAAAAUCCGCUUGGUUGUGGAUAAUUUCGUUAUGGAAAUAAACAAAUAGAGUUGUGAGAAAAGUUCUUAAAAACUUUCAAAACUUCAAGAAAUCUGCAAGAGGAUUUCGGAACAUGGAAUCAAUAUGAAGCUUGUGUAUUUGCAUCAAAGAAGAAUUGUUUGUCUUCAUCAACAACGACUAAUUCUUGAACAAAUUCUUCAAAGGAGCCUAUUGUGCAGCAAACGUUCGUCGAAAAUAUGUGAUGUCCCGAUUGUUACAAAAUAAAAUAAAAUGUUUGAUUAAUGUUAUCAAUAAAAAAAAAUA